This is a messenger RNA of Megalopta genalis, 4472 nucleotides long. RefSeq lists its product as uncharacterized. NCBI's taxonomy places the organism in Eukaryota, Metazoa, Arthropoda, Insecta, Hymenoptera, Halictidae. The record is from RefSeq and is a predicted model, not a curated record.
CAUUCCCGGUGAUCGAAGUCGAUUAAUCAUCAGCCGGCGGCUGCGGAUGUCACCGCCGCGCGCGAGAUGUCUGGACGUCGUCCUCUGGACUCCGUUCCGGGAGCCAGCCAACGAGAGAGCCCGAGCAGAGAGGCUCUCUCCGUCGAUCCUCAUCCUCCACCUCCUCCUCCGCCUCCUUCUCCUCUUCGUUCCACCGUGGAGGAGCCGACUGACUGGCUAGAGAAGCCGAGUCUCUCCUGCGGAACAUCCCCGGCAGUUUCACGUCGACGGUCAUCCGGAUCGACUCGCGGCCAAGGUCGACCAUCAACGGCAACGUUUUCUCGCGGCGUUUCUCUCGCUCGAUCCUCCGUCGAUCCAUCGUCGAUCCGUUUGAAGAACCCAGUCCGAAUCGAUCGAACGAUCAACCCGAACGAUGCUCCAAUCUCCGCGGACAAGGAUCCAGCGGACUCGUUGACGGCCGAUCGAAGGAUCCAAAGGAUGAUCGACGGGCCCGGCAUAGGACCCGCCGGCGGUUUGUGAUGUGUCAGUGCUCUUUGUUCGCUGUUGUUCUCUCGGGAAUGCUGCGCCCGGACGACGAGCAGUCGCGGUUUGCUGAGUGGUCCAAGGAGGACUCGGCGAAAACGGAUGACGCCGUCGCGUGACGGGAAGAGGUCGGAAGAGGCUCCCGGGGAGCUCGCGAGAACUUCUUUUGAACACCUGGACCCAAUCGUAGAAGAAAUCUGAUCGAGAUGUCUUGCGUCGGGGUGCCCCGGUACGAGGACGGCUUCCGGUUGGCCGGGCCAGCUUCAGAAUGCUCUCUGAGGAGCAAGGCUCGCAUCGACGCCCUCUUCGAGGACUCAAGAUCAAUUUACGGAUCGAGCAUGGGCGGUUGGUACGGUGCAGUGUCCACCAUGAACUCUCACAACCUGGACGAGGCAGGCGCUGAUGAACAGAGGAGGGUGAACAGCGCGGUGCAGGCCCGGAUCGAGGCGAUGUUCGCGUCCGUGGAAGCCGAAAGCGGAACACCCGGGGAAUGCGCGGCCGCCAUUUUGCCGGUGAAAUACUUGGGAGCAGCUCCCGUUGGUGGCCGCGUGGCGAGCGUCCGUGGCCUUCAGGAGCCUCUGAGACAUCUCCUGGAGCGAGUGGAGUACUCGACGAGAGCGGAGCUCGAGGUCUCGAGACGGGGCCUGAGUUUCCGCACGACGGACGGCUGCGAGAGGAACAAUCCGUUCCGGAGGAUCGCCGUUUGGAGCGCGCUGAGGCUUCGAACGAAGAAAACGCAGUCCGGCGACGUGCAUCACGCUUUCCUGCCAUUGGUCGGCGAUCAGGAUCAGGGCCAGGCCGGAGAGGACAAGCACGCGGAUCUCUACAGGUCGAUGCGAGGCCUAGAGCCGUCCACAGAAAGGUAUCCCCCCGUGUUCGCGGUGGUGAUGCGUCGGCCAGGUGCGACCAGGGUGUUGGAGUGCCACGCGUUCGCUUGCGAGACGGAGGAGGACGCGGUCGCGGCGGCAGCGACCCUGUACCGAGCUCUUCUGGCCGACCUGGACACGAAUCGCCGUCGUCCUCGGCACGCGAACGGCGUCGGUUGCGUCAGUUUAGCAUCCGUUGCGUCCAGCGUGCGGGAGAUGAGCGCUGGGAGCAGAAUGAGCACCAGGACGAGCGUCCUGCACGCGGAGCCAGCGCUGCCGCACCCUGUGAGGCCGCCUAGAACUAAGAAGAAGACGUCGGCGUCGAGUUCGGUGACGGAGGACGAGGGCAGCAAGCCCGUGGAGAUGAAGGCGCCUAGAAGAAAGAAGAAGAACUCGGACGUCAAGGCGGAGGACAUCCUGGAGGCUCGGGGGAGAAAACGGGAGCCCAGCCCGUGCGAGAAAUCGGCCGCCAAAGGUCCGAGCUUCGACUCCGUGAGGAAAAGCUUCGACCCGAAACCCGCGAACGAGACGGAACGACCGAAUCCGAAGAACAAGUACGCGAUCAACGAAGUAACCGCCGCUCCCGAGAAGCCUAAGAUCGAGCAAUCCGUCGAUUCCGGGAAGAUCUACGACAUAGGAAGCGCCGGAUUGUACGAGAGAGUGUCGAACAGGUACGAGAAGCUGCCUGUGAGAGCGAAGCCGGAGAAACCCGUUAACCAAGAACAUCAGAGUCCGCCGAAAGAAGCAGAGGAGGUCAAGAAGAAGAUCAAAGAGCCAGAGAAGAAGGGCUCGUACGACGUGAACCGGCCUACGGAGAUCGUUGCGAAGAGGCAGCAGCCGUACGCCUGCAGGUCCGAGGUGACGCUCUACGACAGGAUCGACAAGCCCGGCUGCAAGGACGAGGAGAACUCGAUCUACGAGCGCCACGUGAAGCGCGGCAGCAAGGAGAGGAUCUACGAGGAGCACUUCAAGGACGCGGACAAGAUCUACAGCAUCGCGCAGGAGGACGUUUACAGCGGCAGAAGCAGCAGACUCGACAGAAGCAAGAUCAGGGGCUCCCAGGAGGACACGUACCUCGGCAGGUGCUCCAAGAGCGACACCUAUCAGCUGAUCCAGGAGAAGCGCGGCGACCCCGUGUCCGCGGAGCGCAGACGUUCCAGAGAGGUCCAGGAGAAGACGUCCUCGGGGAGGCGGCUGAGCAGAGUGGUCACCAUGGACAAGCCUCUGAAGAAGCACCCCUGCGACCCAGCGGCGAACUUGAACAUCCCGGAGUACAGUCAGCCUAGGGUCAGGAAGAGGAGCAGGGCCGGCAGCGAGCCUCCGGUCGGUCGGUCGGAGGACGCGACGAUGGUGGUGCAGGAGGGUCGGCUGAAGAGGUCGCAGAGCGACAUAGACGUGGACAGGGGCGAUCCGAUGACCAGGGUGGAGCUGCCCCGGAGAGGAAGCUUCCUGAAGCCGGGCAGCGCCAGGCGGCCCAACAGCAUCAAAGGCGGAACGCCGCUGGGAUUCACCGAGCUGUUCGACGAGUUCAGGAACCAGGAGGGCCUGACCAGCGUGGACGACAUCCUCGCGGCCAUCAUCGACCCGGAGGGGAUGUCCUUCAACGAUCUGAAGCCGCUGUACAAAGAGUUCCUGCUGAAGCUGGCGGCCACGCUGACGCAGGACGAGCUGUAUCAGAGGUCGGCCAGCAUCAUGAGAAGACGACGGAGGCCCCAACGGAGACGGUCCAGCCGCAGGACCUGCCUCCUAGGCAGGGCCAUCAAGAGGUCCGUGUCGAGGCUGAAGGGUGGCCCGACGGAGUUCACGUCCGUCAUCUUCCCAGCCAGGAGGCUGAACGACAGUUUCGGCAGCAGCUCCUCCUGCGACGUCAGGAACAACCACAGGAACAGGGUGCUGGCCAAUAGGCUGGUCAACAGGCGAUCCUCCUGGAGGAUGAACAAACCUGGCGGAUGCCACACCACUUCUGAAGACAGCGACACUUGUAGACGACUGAGUCGCAGCGUGGGCGCAACGGCGAACAGGAGCAGCAGCGGCUACGUGAGCUGCAGCGAGUGCAGCUACGACUCCGAGUCCUGCACCUGCGUCUCCGCCGACAAGUGCUACUGUUCGUUGUCGAGGAGGGUAGCCGCGCAACCACGGGUCGUCGCCAACGCGGUGGUCUGUUCCUGCGACACCGACAGCUGCUCCGAGAGCAACAAAUGCUACUGCGCCAGGCAGGCCGUGCAGCCGACGAUCCUGGAGCAGCUCAGGCAGAGAGGCAUCGUGCCGUCUGAGAGCACCUUGAGCAGAGGCGGGAGCCCGGACGGGAUCAGGACGACGAGAUCAAGCAGAAAUCGGACGCCCUCCCAAGGUUUGGAUGUACUCAAGAAGCAGUCGUCGUCAAGCUACGGCAGUUCGAACAACCUGGCCCUGGACUACGACCUGUUCAACCCAGGCAGGAAGUCCCAGCAGUCCUCCGACAGCGAGAAGGUGCUAGUGGUCAGCGCAAGAGACACUCAGGGCCGUUUGGUCUACGUCGGUGGCGCGGACAGGGACAAGAAGUGUCUCUCCCACUGUUCCAGCAGAUCCGGUGCACACCACGAGGCCCUCUCGAUCAAGAAGAGCGCCGAAAUAGCAGCCAUCUUCGGCGCCGACGCGAAUCGGAUCAGCAGAAGAGCCAGCAACGCCUCCAGCAUCAGGAGCUCGAUCAGCCUGGAAGCCGGUCUCGGCUAUCUACCCUGAUCCACCCCUUCCUUUGAUGCAUCCCUUUUCAGUCGCGCGCCCUCUUCUCCCCGGAAAGUUGGACGAAGACGGAGCAAUAUCGUGGAAUCGUCGAUGCUAAGGGCGCCAAAGAAUCUCAGGCAAGACACGAACCUUAUCUGAGCAUCUGUCUGUUUUCUUCUUUUUGGGGACUAAAAGAACGCACGAUAUCGUGUAGAAUUAAGCGACCAGCUGUGUCGCAGCUGUGCCGAGAACGAUUUGACUGUGGAUACCAGUGGCGAUCGUAUCGUUUAUGCUAUAAUAUCUACGUUAUUGUAUUAGGGUGUCCCAUAAGUUCUUUCCCUUUUUCCGAUGCGAAAUGAUUACACGAUAUUUGUUGUUUAA